This is a messenger RNA of Nerophis ophidion (straightnose pipefish), 807 nucleotides long. It is a transcript of the gene org, whose product is annotated as oogenesis-related gene. The record is from RefSeq and is a predicted model, not a curated record. The transcript is spliced from 6 exons. NCBI's taxonomy places the organism in Eukaryota, Metazoa, Chordata, Actinopteri, Syngnathiformes, Syngnathidae. The coding region runs from base 110 to 727 and encodes 205 amino acids.
GCUUCUGGGUACAUUUGAGCCGGUUGGUCGGCCGCCAUUGAUUAAGCGUCCGCUCGGCCCAGCUCAGCAGGCCAUCUUCGGUCCGACGCACCUCGGACACGGCGACAGAAUGACGGCUGAGCCCCGCGGUGAAGCAGCGGCGCAGGACGAAAGCACCGAGCAGGGCGCGGUGGAGGUGAGGAGACAUGGAGUGCUUCGCUCCGUGCUGCGGGGCCUCUUCUGGCCGUUUGGCAUCGUGGUCCAUGCUUGGCGUGGUUUUUGGUGGGUGCUGGGCUACAGGCAGCCUAAGCAAGAGACAGUCCUGACCUCCAGUCCUGCGCGGCAGAGCCUAACCGGUCGCAAGCGUCUGCGCAAGGUCACCCGCCUGAUGUUGAUGAUCCUUCCACGCUGGGUGCACGGCGCACUGGGGUAUCCUCUCUCAACUGGCAUCGGCCGCUCCCUCUCCCCAGAAAAAAGCGUCUCCCCCAUUAAACCGUGUGGGAAGGGGAGCAAGCGGAAGCAAGACGAUUUGGAUGAUGAGGAAGAACAUCAGACCUGGGUGGAGGUGCUUUCUCAAGAGCUCACUGAAGAAGAUUCGGAGGAGGAUCCAGACUAUGAACCCAGUUCUAUAGAGACGGCGAGUGAGGAGUACAGCUCUCACAACAACACUGAGGUUGACCCCGAGGUUCACGGCAAAACCCUAGUCUGGGUUGAGGAUGUCAACACGGAUGCUUUGCUGCCAUCUUAAGCCUGUCCUGAUGUUUAAAGUCAUUUUGUAUAAUGUAAGUUUUAUCAUUUGCAAUAAAACUUACUGAAUUUAACACAUCA